AUGUCAUCAUUGAAUGCUGACAGCAGCCUUCUACCAGAAGAGCAGUUCCUGUGCUCUAUCUGCCUGAAUGUGUUCACUGAUCCAGUUACCACUCCUUGUGGCCACACCUUCUGCAAAGUUUGUAUUAGUGGACACUGGGAUAACAGUGAGAUAUGCCAGUGUCUAAAAUGUCCGAAACGAUUCUACGUGAGACCAGAGGUCUCCACCAACGCUGUGAUAGAAGAGAUCUCUGUGCAUAUCAAGAAAAGAAAACUUGAUAUACCAGAAUGCUCAGUUUCCGUUGGGGAGGUGGCUUGUGAUGUUUGUUCCACAAUAAAGCUCAGGGCCCUGAAGUCCUGCCUGGUGUGUCUGACCUCUUACUGUGAGAUUCACCUGGAGCCUCAUCAGAGAGUGGUGAAUCUGAAGAGACACAAGCUGAUCGACCCUGUGAAUAACUUGGAGGACAGGAUGUGUAAGAAGCACGAAAGAGGCCUGGAGCUGUUCUGUAGGACUGAUCAGACAUGUGUGUGUGUUUUGUGUACUGAGACUGACCACAAGUGUCACAAUACUGUACCCAUUGAAGAGGAGGGAGUAAAACAAAAGGCUGAGCUUGUGUCCACUAAGGCAGAGGUGCAGAAAAUGAUUCAGGACAGACAUGCAAAGAUGGAGGAGAUCAAACGCUCAGUGGUGCUCAGCCAAAAAAGUACUGAGAAAGAAGUGGAGGACAGUGAAAAGCUUUUCACUGAACUCUUACAGUCUAUAAAAAAAAGGAGAGCUAAGCUUGUCAAGGUAAUAGAGGAGAGGCAAAAAGCAGCGGAGAGGAGAGCUGAAGGGCUCACCCAACAGUUGGAGCAGGAAAUCACUGAGCUACAGAAGAGAAGCACUGAGCUGGAGCAGCUCUCACACACUGAGGACCACCUCCACCUCCUACAGGUCAGUAGUUUGCCGUCCCUUCGCACCCCUCCGUCUACUAAGAAAUGGCCCAGGGUGACUGUUAACACUGAUCUGUGUGUGGGGACUUUGAGAAGAGCCUUGUCUCAAAUUGAGGAAAACAUAAGAGGAGAACUAAAAGUUCUUACAGAAAUGGAACUCACAAGAAUGCAAGAGUUCAAAGAUGAAGUCACUCUGGACCCCAACACUGCAAAUCGUUGGCUACAGCUCUCUGAAGACGGAAUGCGAACAAAGUACGCCAAAACAGCCCAGACGGUGUCUGACAAUCCAAAGAGGUUUGACUACUACUCAGCGGUCUUAGGAGAGAAGGGCUUCAACUCUGGACGCCAUUACUGGGAGGUCCAGGUGGGCGUGAGUGGGAGGUGGGAGGUUGGCAUUGCCAUGAGGGCCGUCAACCGGAAGAAGGCGGUUAAAAAGAAUUCCGAACAUGGCUUCUUUGUUCUGUCAAAGAGCGGAUACUUGGAGUAUGAGGCUGGUUCUUCACCCCCUACCACCUUCAAUCUGAACCCCAUACCGAGAAGAGUCGGUGUGUAUGUUGAUUACGAGAAAGGGCAGGUGUCUUUUUAUGAUGUGCUGGCAAAGUCACACCUCUACUCAUUCCUUGGUCUGUCCUUCACCGGGAAACUUUACCCUUACUUUUACCUCUACAGCAUGAAAAAGAAGUCUGAGUCACUAGUCAUUUACAUCGAUUGGAUAAAGAAGUGCAAAGACCAUUUGAGGAGACUCUCCAAUACCGCAAAGUGAAGAUACUCACCAUAAAAGACUAGAUAUUAUUACUCAAUAGUACUCAAUAUUACACAAAAUUAAAUGACUUGGCACCCCUCACUAGUUUCCUCUGAUGUAAUAAAAUCCUGUAUCAUGUUUAUAUAGCAUGUGUUUCCUCAUAAACAUCAGUAAAAGUUAUAAAAUUAAGGAAUACAUGAAGUCGUUAUGUUGUCAUCAAAUAUGUGUGUGAAAUUCUGCUGUAUUUACAUGUUUCAAACAUUUUUGUACAUACAAGAUUUGCAAGAGAGGAAAGUACAAUUGAUGACAUUGAACAAGGAAAGAACAAGUCCAACAGCGUGUACUAGUAUUUGCACACAGGCCUGCUGUGGCCGUGACUUGAUUGUAUCUAUGAUUAUUACAGUAUUCUUCUCUGCCUUGUCAUUUAGCAUGAAAUGCCUAUUUGCAUAUUCUACCUACUCUCUCAGAUGCAUUUUGCAUACUAUGUAAAAACAUGUACAUAGAUAUUCAACAAUAGAUUUAUGUUUGUCUAUUCUCCAUGUCGUGUUAGAUUGUUAUCAUAAAGUAUGAAAA
Molecule: messenger RNA, 2226 nt
Organism: Salvelinus fontinalis (brook trout)
Lineage: Eukaryota; Metazoa; Chordata; Actinopteri; Salmoniformes; Salmonidae
Product: zinc-binding protein A33-like
Exons: 6
Coding region: 1-1674 (557 amino acids)
Molecular function (GO): protein binding; zinc ion binding
Source: RefSeq, a predicted model, not a curated record